AUGCAGGAUGGCAGGACAGCGCUCCAUUAUGCGGCUGAAUACGGCAAUACGGAUGUGGUAUCAUUGUUGUUGCAUCGACGCGCCAACAUUGAUGCAGUUGAUAAGGAGAACCGCACUCCGCUCAUCAGCAUGAUCUGGACAAUUUCGAAAAGGGAUCUAGAUGAAGCAAUUGCCGUUGCACAUUUACUCUGCUCAAGUGGGUCGAAUCCGAACUAUUUAUCUGUAUCGGUCGCCAAGGCGUCUCUGGAACAACACCGGAUGGGACUACUGGCGUGUGCGCAUCACUGGCAUGAAUGUUAUGCUAAGGGUGUAUCAUUGACAGAGAUUCCGUCGGAAGCCAUUGAAGGCGGCGAAGACGCGGUCAGGACCUUUCUUGACGAUUUGGAGGAGACUUCUGCGGAUCAACUGGUCUAUCGGUCCAAGGUCUGUAUCGUCGGUCCAAGCACCUGGGGCAAGACAAGUCUUGUCAAGUCGAUGACUAGGAACGAGCCGUCGUCAGAGGAUAUUAAAGUCCGAACGAUCGGUAUCGACCUGUUUCCGUUUACAUUUAAGGAAAAUAGCAAUGAUGGAACGACGUCGAAACAGCACGAUGUGACAUUCUGGGACUUCGCGGGUCAAGACAUCUACCAUGACGCAUUGGACGAUGUGUUUAAGCCGAGUAAUCUGGUGGUUUUUAGUGCGAAGCGAAAAGACUCCAUCGUAAAAGCGCGGCAAUCCAUCGAGCAAGCGAUCAUCGACAAACCGAACCUCAGUAUUACGAUGCCGGCGACCUACUCACAAGUUUUGGCGCAGAUUGUCAAGACAAGACGACCCGAUGCAAACGCGACACCAGCAAACCGAGUGAAGCAAGUGAUCGUGCCCUUCCGUGCAUUAUUCAACAAGCUAAUGGAUGUUCCGAAUUUAGAAGACGCAGGCAAAUGUCAAGCGAUUCUUCGAGUUCUGCACAACCUGGGGGAUAUCCUAUGGUACGAAGACAAUGGCAAAGACAGAGACAGUAUCGCCAACCCUGACGAGUUGAUUAUUCUCGACCCGAAACUGAUGCUUGACAUUGUCCGCGAGGUCGUCAAUCACAAUUACGAUACGCGGAAAGGCAAUCUUUAUGAAGCGCUUCGUCGUGAUGGCACGCUACAUCACUCGCUGCUCAUAACAUUCACGUGGUGGGAAGCAUUGAAGGAAGCAGGUGACAAUAUGGUACCGCUGUUCAAGCGCUUUCUACAGCACUUCAACUUGGCGUACCCAGCAAGCAUCGCGGAGAAGCUCGACGAAGUCGACAUGAUUGUACCGAUGUACUGGAAAACGAGAGCAGAAGCUCAAGAGACAGUCAAACCAUUGGCAAAACAGCCAUCCAUGUUGACGCGAAUCAACGUCACUGGGUCGGCCUUUGCAAAGUGGCAGUACUCGCUACCCGCCGCCAUAUCCGAGGCUGUGUAUGUGAACUUCGUGGUGCAAUGCUACCGGCAAGACGCCGCUCGUAACGUCGGACCGGCUCACGUCGAGUGUUUCGUUCGCGGUGAGUUUUGCGCCGUCAUCAAGUUUGUUGCUGACAAAUCGGGGCGAUGCGACGACAUCGUGAUCGAAGUGGCUGCGGCAACACAUGAGGUUGCGUGGGCGGAGAUGCGGGACAUUGUCAUGUCGAUGGAGAAUGUUUUGCGCAAGUACCCAGGUCUGAAGUCAACGAAGCAGGGAAUGCUCGAGCGGUACAUCGUAAAACCCGAUGACGAUGGCGAACAUGAUCACAUAGUGGUGAGCGGUCUAGUUGCUAAUCCAUCUGAGCUGAAACGAAAGCGACUCAAGAUGCCAUGGUUGCCUCUUGAUUUCGACUGGUAUAUCCAGCGCGCGUGGGAAAAUCCGGGGAAGCUCGAAGAACUUCGAGCACAGAAGAUCACGCUUCAGUUACCCCAUCGACUGGAUGUGUUGAGGCAGCUCGUAGUCAGCAGUGAAACUCGCCAAUUGCCAGCGCUGUGGACACUGUUGUAUUCGAAGGAAGCAUCAGAGAUUGUGCUUCGCAUACACAGCGACAUAUCAGGGCUGUGCUACCAUGUGCCGCUGCGGAUUACUGUCCCAAAUAAAUUCGUCAUGGAGCACAGCGACUCCAUUCAGGCUGGUGUUUUAGUGCUCUCGGUUCUCUCCUCGCUGAUUCCAACCGACAUCGCUAAAACUGCCGUGGAGAUGGCGCUAUCUGGUACUGUAACAAAUGCUUGA
Messenger RNA from Phytophthora nicotianae INRA-310, 2202 nucleotides. RefSeq lists its product as hypothetical. Bases 1 to 2202 code for a protein of 733 amino acids. Gene Ontology annotation, molecular function: protein binding. NCBI's taxonomy places the organism in Eukaryota, Oomycota, Peronosporomycetes, Peronosporales, Peronosporaceae. The transcript is spliced from 4 exons. The record is from RefSeq and is a predicted model, not a curated record.